AUGAGUAACGUACGAAAACGAGCAUAUCGACGUGCCAGACGUCGAGCGGAGGUAAACGGUGCCACAUGGUACCGUGGAGAAUGGAGAACAGCGCGAUCACUGGGAACUGAGCUGCGUGGAAAUGUAUCCAAUACUCAGGACAGCAAUGGCAUGGUGAGAUCAAACCAGCGGGCUGCACCGCAUCGACCGCGUAUCCGUACCAUGACAUAUAAUCUGGGUGGUUUGGAUCCUGCCUCGUACGAUGUUUUCUGCGACUGGUUACAGAAACGGCACGAUGUGGACAUUGUUUUCGCACAGGAACUACACUGGGGAUGUGGCAAGCAAGAAGCUAGCUGGCCGAUUGGCACAUGGCAGGCGAUUAUAAGUCCUGACCCUGCGUGCAGAUACAGUGGGGUAGGCAUCUUCAUAUCGUCACGGGUUGCUGCUUCGGCUCAGCUUACAUACAACACGCUGAUACCUGGGCGUCUUCUGCACGCCCGUUGCGUCCUUCCCAAGGUCACCUUGGAUCUGGUUGCGGGUUAUCAGCAUGUUUGGCAGGAGCGACGAAAGGAGACAAUUGCACGACUUCGGCAUGGGUUCUGGAAUAAGCUCAGCGUGCGCACGCAGCUUGAUUUUAUCAUGACUAGGCGUCUUACUGCGGAUCCAGAUGCGCGCCGGGCAUACCCGGUACACCUGGACCUGAUGCCUUGGAGAAGAGGACCCAAGCACAGGCCCGUGGUUGCAAACUUGCUAUGGGUGGCGGGAUGGAAGCGAGCCAAGCCUGCAGGUUCCGGAGGCUGCUCCAUGCGUCAGUUGCGCAGUGCUGCAGCAAGUGAAGGUGCGGAGGCUGAGCGGCUACGUCAGACCAUGCUCUCAGCACUAGUGCGUAUUCGCACGCCGGACGGCAAGCUGCUGGAUCAGAAGCAAGAGUUUCAGGCUAUUUACGAGUACUUCAGUGGGGCUUUCAGCAGGACAACUGUCUACCAGCGCCCCUCCCUGGAAGCACUCAACAUAACUGCCGCGGAGGUGACCUUCGAUCUGCUCAAGCAGAGUGGGAUGCAGGUGAACCCUGAAAAAUCCAAGAUAGUCAUCGCACUGCGGGGAAACCUUGCCGCCCGCUGGCUGCGUAAGCAUGCACAGAAAACUUCGGAGGGAACCUUCAUUGACCUGGGACAGCCACACAGGCCGCUUCGCAUCUUGCAAGUUUCGCAGAUAGUCUAUCUUGGGGUGGUUGCCAGCUACACGGGUUUUGAAAUGCAGACUUUUAGGCACAGACAGAAGGCAGCGGCGCAGAACCGUCAGCGCCUGCUCAAACUCUUGCAUUCAAGCCUGCUGUCCUUGACCCAGCGUGUGCGGCUGUAUCGUGCAUGCGUGGUCAGUUCUUUGCUCUAUGGUCUUCAUGCCGUGGGCCUGACGUUACCAGUGCUGAGAGUGCUGGAUGCCACUGAUGCGCGUGCCAUAAGAGCCAUUGCGAAAUCCCCAGCCCAUCUCUAUCAUGAGUCCACUCAGAAGCUUAGAACCCGACUUGGUAUUCCCUCACCAGUGAGCAUGCUGAUCAAGCUGUUGCGAAAGCGCUGCCUGGCAUUGCACAGUGACACCGAGCGAAGAUGGUUUCAGAUCCAGCUGGAUCAGCUGACUGGGGCCUCGUCACAAGAAAUGCCAUCUCAGGAGGUGAAGCACAAGGAGGAGUAUGCUAGCACGAUGCAGACUACCAAAUCCAUGCAUGUCCGGUAUUACAUGGCAAAAUACCUUCAAUGGCAUCUGCGGAUGCAGCGCUUGCAAAACCAGGGCGCUCCGACGAACAGAUGGUCGAGGUCGAGCAGCAUGGCAGCCCCGAUGGAGACGGAGGCGGAGGAGCGCCAGCGUGCAGCGGUGGCUCAGCAAGAGCUGCUAGCUCUGGGCAUCACUGGUCAGGCUACGGCUUCAGCCCAGGCGGACAAGAAAGCCCAGGAGGAGGACGAUUGGUGGAAGGACGCCAAGGACUGGUCUCAGGACGGAGGACAGAGCCAGAAAUGGAGGAGGCCGGCGUCGAAAGGCCAAGGACGCCAAUCGGACCAAUGGUCUUCCAAGAGGAAAACUCCGGAGAACGACACGGCGACCUCGGGCACGAUCGAUCACCAGACCCAGGUGCUGCUCCAGAUGAUGACCCGGAUGACGCUGCGACACGAUCAGGAAUUGUGUCGACUUCGUCAGGAUACCUCCUUCAUCAUGUUCAGCGAUGUCGGGGACCACGGCUGCUUGCAGAAACUCCGGGAGACUGCGGAGAACUGGCAGGAGCAAUAUGUGCAAGGCCGGGUCACGUGCUCCCUCAAGGUGAUCAUGAUGCUGGCUCUGCUGAAACUCCUGCAGGAAGCUCUGGACAGGGUAUCUCAGGACGACUCCCUGGUGGAGAAGUACAAGAACCUCGGCUGGAUGGUCGACGGAGACAACGCUCUCUCACCGUGCUGGACCUACUUGGAGUGGAAUCCUUCAGAAAAGAAGGAGGUAGUGGCAAAGCAACAGCCACUGAAGCACCCGGAUGUCCUCACCCUGGUGGACCAGUUGAAUCAAGCAGUGCCCCAACCAGGAGUACUGACCGGCUUCAAGAACACCAAGUCCAUGGACACGACCCAGGCCGACGAAGUGGUUCCCUUCAUGAUCAGCAUCGGACUCCGACCGCCCGCAGCAGCCGCACCGCCUUCGCCCGGACCGGGGACAACGACCUCAGCUGGCAAAGCAGCUGGAAACGGCGUUCCAAGCCACGGCCUACUGCGACUGGACGGCGAGGCGACACCAGUAGGUGGCCCAGGUCGGCCACCACUGGCAUCCGUGUCUAGGUCGACACGGCAGGUGCACAGUGGGGACCCCAGACUCCCCAUGGCCAGGCUCCAUAAUCCUGAUAAUAUCUGCUAUGCCAAUGCUUCGCUGCAGGUCCUUUACUGGUCAGGAAUCAUGAUGGCAGAUUCACUGGCCUGUUCGGGGCUGGCUCAGGCGGGUAUGUCGGUGAUUGCCAAUGCCGGGGCACCUUAUCUUCCAGCAUGCCUCUCUUUUCAGGUCUUGUUUCGUGGCUGGCGCAACCUACACAGGCAGCAAGAUGUGGCUGAGUUCAUUACGCAUGUGAUUGCGGCUGCCCAGCCUUCUGCCUUUGAUGGUGUAUGGCAAUCGCGCCUCACCAAUCCGCACACUGUGACUGACACAGGUUACCUUCGCUGCCCACUGAUGCUUCACUUUCCGAGCACAGGCCUGCAAUCGAUGAUUGAUACGUGGCACAGGCAAUAUGCAAGACAAGCUUUGGUUGCUCACUCUCAUCUGGUCAUGCUGCAACUGUGUCGUUAUGCGGGAAGUGCCAAAGACCGGAGUCCACUGCCCGUGCAUGCAGGUGAAUGCGUCCGGCUACCAGUCUUCACUGAGCCAUGCAGUGAUGCGGUGAGAUGGGAGCCUUUUCAUGUCAUGUGGGUUGUCUUUCAUCAGGGGUGUAACGUAUCAGACAAGCAUACUGGAGCUUGGCAGUACCAGGACCCAGGUCGGUCCCACUCUGCUGUGCCCAGGUCGGCACCAGCCCGUAUGGCUACUCGCAUUUCUUUUCCAACUGACAUCUACUAUGAUGCACUGGAAACGUAUCUGCUCACCACCUGCCUGGCAGACAUGUUAGGCUGGCAAGGUAUGGGUGUCCCGCCUGCGGUCAGUGUGGCGGCACGAAACAACAUCUUUGACUAUGCCCAAGCGAUGCUGGAGCCAGCAAACUACAGCAAAUUUGUUGCCUACUCCGAUGCCUUGGCACUUGCGCUGCCAGCUCCACCAUCUGCUGUGAUGCCACCGCCUGACACUCUUCCUGGUGGGGGAUACAGUCGAGCCGAAAACUUGGCGUGGGCUCUGCUUUGUCAGGGUAACUGCUCACUCUGGGAGGCCGUUCGUCAGACAGCAAGCGAUGAUGCAACAUCAAGUCCGGGCACAAAGCUUUCACAUAGGGGUCUGUGCUCGUGGGGCCUUGGUGGGCAUCUGCAAGCCACCCUGGUCCACCGCAACGUCUGUCGGCUCUUGACCUUCUUCAUCAAGCAUCUAUGCCCCGAGCAUCGUUUCACGAGCAUCGCCGUCAACAUCGACUAUGUCACUCCGCCACACAAAGACAGCCAGAAUGGACCCCAGGAGAAUCUGAUCGUCAGCCUCAGCCAACAGCCCAACAGUGGGCUUUGGGUGGAGGACACAGAGGGCUCGGAAUAUCUUGAGCAUCAGGGCGAGCUGCGACGUGGCACUUACCACUCGCUCAUGGAUCAUGCGCUCCUUUUUCCUGCACAUCUCUGCCUACAUGCGGGAAGAGACGAAUCAGAUAGAGCCCGGAGGUUCAAUCGCUUCACUCUGGUGGGCUACACUGUUCGAAAUUGGCAGACUCUCAGGCAGCCGGCACGUGAUACCCUUACCGCGCUUGGCUUCGAUCUGCCGACUGGGACCACGCCCUUGAGCGCUGCUCAGGUAAAGUCGCCAUUGCCCACGGUUCUGUGCUGA
Messenger RNA from Symbiodinium sp. CCMP2592, 4461 nucleotides. NCBI's taxonomy places the organism in Eukaryota, Dinophyceae, Suessiales, Symbiodiniaceae. The record is from the annotation of a GenBank genome assembly.